Dryobates pubescens (Downy woodpecker) is the source of this 1249-nucleotide messenger RNA. Its product is annotated as general transcription factor IIE subunit 1. Gene Ontology annotation, biological process: transcription initiation at RNA polymerase II promoter; transcription open complex formation at RNA polymerase II promoter. The record is from RefSeq and is a predicted model, not a curated record. The coding region runs from base 1 to 1242 and encodes 413 amino acids. The transcript has 4 exons. Gene Ontology annotation, cellular component: transcription factor TFIIE complex. Lineage: Eukaryota; Metazoa; Chordata; Aves; Piciformes; Picidae.
AUGGAAAACAAAAACAUUAUCACAGAGGUUCCAGCAGCCCUGAAGCGCCUGGCCAAAUACAUUGUACGUGGUUUCUAUGGAGCAGAGUUCUCCUUGGCCUUUGAUGUGCUGCUCCGCUACCCUUGUGUGAAGGAGGAAGACUUGCUGCAGUUGCUCAAGUACGAACACAAGCAGCUGCGCACCAUCCUCAACACGCUCAAGGCAGAUAAGUUUGUGAAGCUGCGUAUGCGAGUUGAAACAAAGCCCAACGGGAAGAGCACAAGGCACAAUUACUACUACAUCAACUACAAAGUGCUGGUGGAUGUGGUAAAAUACAAACUGGAUCAUGUACGCCGGAAAAUAGAAGCAGAUGAGCGGGAUUCAACAACCAGAUUCUCUUUCAAAUGUCCCUCUUGCUCCAGCACUUACACAGACCUGGAAGUCAACCAGCUCUUUGAUGUAUUUACAGAGACUUUCCGCUGCACUUACUGCAACACUGAAGUAGAGGAAGAUGCCUCGGCACUGCCCAAGUGCAGUGCUCAAACCUUGCUAGCAAAAUUCAAUGAGCAGAUGGAACCCAUCUUUGUGCUGCUGCGGGAGAUUGAAGAUACUGUUCUGCCAUAUGACUUGCUGGAGCCUCAGCCCACAGAGAUACCAGAAUUAACAGAAAGCUUUGAUCAGGUGCUAGAAUCUUGCAGCCAACUCGAAAAAUGGACCAAAAGAAGUUCCUCUUUUGGCGAUAUGUACACUCAAAACUUAGUUAUCAAUGUCCAAGACUCUGAGCCCAAGAAGAAAAGAAAGGAGAAAGCAACGAAAGAUCAACCUAGCUGGAUGUCACAGAGCACCAUAGAAGAAGCAACAACAGCCAGUAACAGUACCAUUGGAGUAAAUGCUUCUGAAGAAACUGUUAAAGAGACUCUCACCGAUAAUGAAAUCAUCAAGACUCUUAUGAUACAUGAGUUCAAGCCAUCAUCAAGCAAUGACCAGGCUCCUGUUGUCAAAAGCAAACUACCUGAACCAGACAGUGACACUAGUGAGUCUGAAGAGGCCAAGCAUUCAGGAGCAGCAGGAAUGGAAGUAGCAGGCAGCAACUUUGAAGAGGAGGAACAGGAAACACUGGGUCCUAUUUUAAUGGUACGUGGUCAGCCUCGUUCAUAUGGUGAAGUCUGUGAAAAUCCAGAACUUGUCUCUCUCAUGACAAAUGAAGAGAGAGAAGCUUACAUAAAAGUAGGACAAGAAAUGUUCCAGUCUGUCUUUGAAUAAACACUAC